This is a messenger RNA of Penicillium antarcticum, 1962 nucleotides long. RefSeq names its product bZIP transcription factor. Gene Ontology annotation, biological process: DNA-templated transcription. The record is from RefSeq and is a predicted model, not a curated record. Gene Ontology annotation, molecular function: DNA binding; zinc ion binding. The coding region runs from base 1 to 1962 and encodes 653 amino acids. The transcript has 5 exons. Lineage: Eukaryota; Fungi; Ascomycota; Eurotiomycetes; Eurotiales; Aspergillaceae.
AUGGCCAAGGGAGUUGACUGCCAGGCAGGUCCUGUGCAACAAAAGCCAAGGCCAACAAAUCACCGCAUUGCAGAACUAGAACAGGAGAACGAGAUACUUCGACAGCAAUGCACUCAGCUACGGAACGGCAAUGCCGGACCAGCUGCGAGAGUUCAAUCAGAACAAGCGAGUCCGAUUACAUUGGCCAGCCCGCGAACCCCAUUACCAUUCUCAAGACUAGGAGGUGGUAUCGGUCUCUCGCGGAAUGAUUCUUCCAACCAAACCAGAGACGCAUCGCGUCCAGAAGUUCCGGAAAACGACCACCGGAAUACAUCGCUGUAUCAUGGCCCAACAAGUACAGUAUACGAUGAUACGAGUCCGAAUUAUAGUGGGAACAAUCGCCCAACUUCAGAGAAUCAUUCCAAUGAAGAGAUGACACGGCAUCUUCUCUUCUCUCAGACCGCAAGACAGAGGCAACUAGAAUCCCUCAAUCUAGCUGCAGGAACCCUCGACUUUGACAGCGUCGAUCCCGAGAUAGGCAUUCAUCUGCUCUCCAUAUACUGGAGUCGUCAACUCUACACAGCACAAAUAAUUUACCGGCCAGCAUUCAUGCGAGACAUGGCCUGCGAAGGACCGUAUUUUUCCAAAUUACUACUGAAUGCGAUAUUCUUUGUGGUAUCAAAGCAUUGUGACAGUCCCGAGCUUCGCUCUGACCCAAACGAUAUUACUACCGCAGGAUGGAAAUUCCGUCAACGGUUCACUCAACUUCUCCGGGACUGUUUUGACAAGAGCGAGAUCACCACUCUCCAGGCAUUGCUGAUUAUGUCUAAUGCUCUUUUCUCCCGAUGUGACGAGAGGAGUUUGUCGUGGCUUUAUGCUGGCAAUGCGUUCAACAUGUUUAUUGAUCUGGGAUUGCAUGUGCUUCCUUCCCCGGACAGUAUCCCUGCUGAAGAACUUGAAAUUCGGAAGCGAGUACUUUGGGGGGCAUACCUGAUCGAUAAGAUUCAAUGCCUUUUCCAAGGCAGACCGCCUCUUCUUAACCACGUUAAUAUGCGGGCAUCGUUGGAUUUCCUGGAUGAUUUCGAUGAACUUGAGCCUUUUCAGGAUAUUUCAUACACGACCAUCAAGCCAUAUAAAGUGGUUCCAUCAUUGAACGUAUCUUUGCUAACAAAUUUCUGCGAGCUGACAACAAUUGUCGAACGAAUUCUCUGCGAAAUCUAUUCCGAAUCUCGAGACUCGAGCCUCACUCAUAGAGAGAGUGUCUCGGAGGAUAUCAAGUCCCAACUGAGAAGAUGGAGACAAAACCUGACACCUCAGCUUGACUAUCUAUCCUUUCCAAACCAAUCGGUUCUUCUGCCUCAGUCAGCCUGCCUUCUGGCUCUGUUCAAUGUGUUGAUCAUUCUCGUACAUCGCCCAUUAAUCACAGGAGGCCAGGGCGGCGUGAUAAAUUCAACAACCGCACAUGAAUCAGUCAACGCCUGCACGUCGGCUGCAAAUCAAAUUGUUCAAAUAUUGCAUGACUACUCCCAGCAUUUCUCAUUGAGCAGUGCGCCAUAUAUGCUCUCUUAUGCCACUUACAUCAGCGCGACUAUCCACGCUCGGAUAGUUGCACAGAAGGGAAGCAACUCUACCGUCUUUCAGUCUUUGGUACUAUGUCGCAAUAUCCUAGUCGAGCAUACGCGUUUGUAUGCUGCAGCAGAAAAGGCAAAGGAGAAUCUAGAUAAGCUGAUUUCUCAUCUGGGGAUCGGUGCCCCGGAUGAUAAUCAGCGCACUAGUACUUCCGUGCAGAGUCUGCCGGGUGAAAGUAUUGUCAUAGAGGACUCAAAUAUUUCAACUGGCGAACAAGGGUUCUCAGACCGUGCUGUUGGUUUCGGAUCUCCUUUGUUAAAUUUGGAAUUGUCCGAUCUCGACCUUGAGGCAAUUGCCCAAGGCUUCCAGGUCGAUGUCGAGUCACUUUCCUUUUGGCAUUCUCUUGGCGCAUGA